GCGGCGGGCGGGCCCGGCGGCCCGGGCAGCACCGCGGGGGCCCUGCCGCCCGCCCCCGCAGCCCCGGAGCCGGCCCGCGGGCGGCUGUCAGCGGGGAAGGAGCCGCGGGCCCCGCUGGAGGAGGGUCGGGGGCGCCGGGGCCGGGACAGCGGCUCCGGGAGCCGGGGCCUGCGGGAGGGCAGCGCCGCUCGGGCCGCGCCGGAGUUGUGCGUGGGCUCAGAGCUGCUGGAGUCCCGCUGGAAUGUGCGAGCAGCCAGAAGGGUUUGUUGGGGAGAAAUCGUUCCUGUGAGGGUGGCGACGCCCUGGCACUGGGAAGCUGGGGCUGCCCCCGAGGGCAGGGGCACGGGGCCUGGAGCGGGCUGGGACACUGCAAGGUGUCCCUGCCGUGGCAGGGCUGGGGUGAGAUGAGCUUUAAGGUCCCUUCCCACCUAAACCAUUCUGGGAUUCCAAGCAGCUCUCUCUGGGACCAGGGACAGGCUGGAGUUUUGUCAGGGCAGGUUUAGGCUGGCUGUCAGGGAAAGGUUCUGCCCCAGAGGGUGCUGGCACUGCCCAGGCUCCCCAGAGAAUGGGCACAGCCCCAAGGCUGCCAGAGCUCCAGGAGAGUUUGGACAACACUCCCAGGGAUGCACAGGGUGGGAUUGUUGGGGUGUCUGUGCACAGCCAGGGGUUGCACUCAGUGGUCCUUGUGGGUCCCUUCCAGCUCAGGAUAUUCUGUGAAGUUGCCCAGUCACAGUAAAUGUCAGCCCAAAAGCUGAGAGUUUUCAGUGCAGCUUGCAGGCUGACAUCAUCUGCUGGGUGGUUUGUCUCUGCUUCUUACCUGGUGGGUCAGGAGUCCCACCCACUGCUGGGGCUGCCUCCAGGCUGGAAGGCAUUUGCUGAGAUAAGAGUGAGCCAUGGCAUUACCAAAGCAGUGUCUCAGUGCCCUGUGCUGACUCAGCUCAGCUGCUGCUAAACGUGGCUGGAGGUGAUGGACUUCCAGAGCAGAGACAAAUCAGCAUGUCACUGCCCUGGGGCUGAGCUGCAGCACCUCUGAGAGAUCCCUUACUCAGAGGGGCAGAAACCAGCCUCUGACAGGGUAGUUUGAACCAAAAGAGAGAUUCCCUCUGCCCAGCCUCUGGGUGGAUCAUAACAUGCCUUGGCACUGGGGUGAGCAGAGUUCUGUGGGUUAUAAAGAGCAGAUGGAUUUUCCCUGCCUCUGGAGCAGGAGCUCACAGAUAAUUUGCUGGGCUCUCUGGGGAGCAGCUGCCUUCUCACCACAGCAGUUAAGGUCUGAUGAUUUUUUUCCCCUUCUCUUUCUGUAUAUCCCAAGCUCAGCCUCCCUGUUGCCUCCCUGGGUGCUCGUGGCCUUGGCAGGGGUGUUUCACCCUUGCCUUCCUUGAGAGUGUACCCUGAGGCUUACUGCUUUAGGAACAGCUGUUGGGGAAGGUGGUGAGCUAAUCCUGCUGCUAGAUCCUCCAGCAGAACCAAGAAUGACACAGCUUCAUGUUCACAACUGCUCUUGGGAGAACCCAAUUCCCCUCCCUUCAUUUUUUCUUUCUUUUUACUUCCUAAAGGGGAAGGGGGCAACAAGUUUUCUUCUUACUACAUCAGAAGAAAAAAAAAGAAGGCAGCACCCCCAUUUCCUUCCUGCUGCAUGUAACACACAGCACUCCAGCAGAGUCGUGCACCUGCAGCUGGGACAGCCAUGGAGAAGAGUGGGAACAUUCAGCUGGAGAUUCCCAACUUCAGUAACUCUGUGCUGAGCCACCUGAACCAGCUGCGCAUGCAGGGCCGGCUGUGUGACAUCGUGGUCAACGUGCAGGGCCAGGCUUUCCGUGCGCACAAGGUGGUGCUGGCUGCCAGCUCCCCCUACUUCCGGGACCACAUGUCCCUGAACGAGAUGAGCACCGUGUCCAUCUCCGUCAUCAAGAACCCCUCCGUGUUCGAGCAGCUCCUCUCCUUCUGCUACACUGGCAGGAUAUGCCUGCAGCUGGCUGACAUCAUCAGUUACCUGACAGCUGCCAGUUUCCUGCAGAUGCAGCACAUCAUAGACAAAUGCACGCAGAUACUCGAGGGGAUUCACUUCAAAAUCAACGUGGCCGAGGUGGAGGCGGAAUUGAGCCAGACGAGGACGAAGCAUCAGGAGAGACCGCCCGAGUCUCACCGGGCCACGCCAACCCUGAGCCGCUCCCUGAGCCCACGGCACAGCGCCGCCAAGGGGAGCCGCCUGGGCCAGGUUAGCACAGUGCUGGACAUUCGGGAGCUGAGCCCGCCCGAGGAGUCCACCAGCCCCCAGAUAAUCGAGCAGAGUUCCGAUGUGGAAGGCAGGGAGCCCAUCCUGCGCAUCAACAGGGCGGGACAGUGGUACGUGGAGACGGGCAUGGGAGAGCGCGGGGCGCAGAACGACGAGGAAGUGCGCGUGCUGGGAGGAGUGCGCAUUAAGACGGAGAACCUGGAGGAGUGGCUGGGGACAGAGCACCAGCCCUCGGGAGAAGACGGGAGCAGCGCCGAGGAGGUCACGGCCAUGGUGAUCGACACCACGGGCCACGGAUCGCUGGGCCAGGAGGCCUUUGCCUUGGGCUCCUCUGGAGCCAAAGUGGUCAGGCCCACCAGCAGUGAGAUCGACAGAUUCAGCCCUUCUGGCAGCAUGGUUGCUGUGAGCGAGCGGUACAGAUCGAAAAGCGAGUCUCCCGGGCGGAUGGACGAGCCUAAGCAGCCCAGCUCCCAGGGGGAGGAAUCGGCCAUGCUUGGAGUGAGCGGUUACGUGGAGUAUCUGCGGGAGCAGGAGGUGUCAGAGCGCUGGUUCCGCUACAACCCACGGCUCACGUGCAUUUACUGCGCCAAAUCCUUCAACCAGAAGGGCAGCCUGGACCGGCACAUGCGGCUCCACAUGGGCAUCACCCCCUUCGUGUGCCGCAUGUGCGGGAAGAAGUACACCCGCAAGGAUCAGCUGGAAUAUCACAUCCGCAAGCACACGGGCAACAAGCCCUUCCACUGCCACGUGUGCGGCAAAAGCUUCCCUUUCCAGGCCAUCCUCAACCAGCACUUUCGCAAGAACCACCCCGGCUGUCUGCCCCUGGAGGGGCCCCACAGCAUCUCCCCCGAGACCACCGUGACGUCCCGGGGGCAGGCAGAGGAGGAAUCUCCUCCCCAGGAGGAGGCUGUGGCGGUGGGGGAGACGGCCCAGGGAUCUGUGUCCACAACCGGGCCGGAUUGACUGCGGCUGCGGAGCCCCAGGAGAAAGGACCGUCUUCCCAUUCCUGGCUCUAAAGAGUCAGCACCCACCCGGCAGGCUGGUACUGUAAUUAGUGCAAUGCCACCACUGAACAGAAAGAAGCUCCCAAGAUGUUGCCAAAAUAGAAAAAAAUCUCUCUCUUUCUCUCUCUUCCUCUCACACACCCACACACACACCCAUAGAGUGUUAAAUGUUUUUCUCCCUUAUUCCUCCUCCUCUUGGAGAAAAACAGAACAACUGUGUCAAUCAACUUCUUAUUCAGGGAUCGACAGGAUUUUAAAUUUUUUUACUGUUCUGUAGUGAUCUGGGACAAGCAGUCAUUUGUAUUUCUGGACAGCGCUGUGGCCCAGCAGGGCGUCCCGCCGGCGGUGCCGGGUUCAGCCACAGAGCCAUAUCCACUGCUCCCGCUCGAGGGGAGAGCAGGGGCAAGGGGCCGUUGCCUUUCUCCCUUCCCCAGGUAGCUGCCACAGCAAAGAAAACAAAAAUACUCUCCUGGUGGAACCUGCCUUGCCCGAGUGUAUUUAUCCCUGUCUGAUUUUGGUGUGUCUCCUUACGUUUUUAUUUAAACUGUUGUUUUAGGGCUUUGGGCUUGCUCGUUCCAGGCAUGCAGCCCUGGUGCCCCUUGUUAAAGUGGGCACAGCUACAAAGUGGUAUUCCAGAGGUCAGCAAAAUGUGAAGGAAGUACUUCAGCUACUGAGAGUGGAAUUUAGCAGCUGUGAGGUUUGCAUGAGACUCUGAUGCAUUGGGAGAAGGGCUGGAGGGAUCUUCCAGAGGAGGUUGUCCUCUGCUGGUGCUGAUCUGGAGAGCUCAGAGCACUCUGAGGUCCUGGCUGGAGCGCUGCCAUGCUUCAGGUAGUGCCAAGGAUUAGGAAGAGAUUUUCUGGAGUUGCUGAAUUGCAGAGUUAGAGGCUGGCUACCAAAGUCCUCUUUCACCCCUGCUCCCCCCUCGACACACACUUGAUCUUUUAGAACAGCAAUACGGGAUAUGGGAAUACUGCAAUGCUGUUGUCACAGCCGAGCAAUCGCAGGUGGUUGCUUUUAAACCUGUUUCUACAAACUAGUUUGAUAACUUUUUUAUCAAUGAAACGCAAAAAGAAAAGAGAACCCUACUCUAUUUCCUUAUAACAGUUCAGGAGACUUAAAAGUGAAUGGUUCCUAGAGCAAUCACAACUCUGUCCCCUUGCAUGGACUUAACAUUUUUGUAUUCUGAGUAGCUCUGAUGUUUAGAGCAAGUUUAGCAAACCUGGAGAGACAUGCCUGCGUGUGUAUUGUAGGUGUUUGCACGAGCUUACGUGGUUCAUAACCAGAGAAGCAUGGGACAGGCAGAUAAGUGCAAAUAUCCUGACAUCUUUUUCUAAAAAAAUAUGCAAUAUUUUAAGAGUUUUCUCUAGUUCUGAUGCCAAGUUGUUCAUGAUGAAGGGGGGGAAUGGACGACAGGUUGUGCAUAUCAGGUUUGGUGAAGGAGUUCUCUUGAGGAUGUAUAAUGUGUAUAUGAUGAGGAAGGGUGAAGUUCUGAACUCUAAGGUGAUGGGAGGAACAAGGAGACAUUGAAAAAGAAAUAAACUUCAUCUUGCUUCAGCAAGAAAGCUGGAUGAGAGGUGAGAGUGGGGCCUUAACAGGCAGGAGACUGACCAAGUGACAAUAAACUUGGCCUUCUGUCUGACUGCAGUCUUGGGCACAUGGAAACAUCUCCAGCCCUUGCUUUCCCCAUCUGCAAAUUGGUACUUGGGAUCAUUUUCCUGCCCCUUUGGAGGGAAUAAUUUGGAGAAGGGUGAUGUAUUUUUGCCUUGAUACAUAGAUUUUUUAAGUGUGAGGGGUCUCACUGUUCCUCCCAUCUCUCUCUCAAAAAGAGAUGUGGCUCUGAUGUGUUUUUGUGUGUGGGAAAGGGCUCGGUGCCAGUAUCACAUGUAACAGGGAUGUGAUCCUACAAGAGGAACCUUUGCAGGUGUUCUGAGCUGGGUACCUGCAAAGUACCAUCUCAUUGACCAUUUCAAACAGGAAAACUGAUAUUUCACCUCCGUUUUCCUUCUGUGCCUUCUUCCUCCUCUCCUGUCAAGGGCAUCCAUCACACAGGGAGUGGUUUGGCCACCCAAACAACCAGCUCCGUCAGGUUUCCUGGCCAAGGUCAAGCAUCACGGUACCAAAACAGUGAGGUUGCCAGAGAGCAGUGGCAGAGGAUGAGGUGAGAGGGUGGCCAAGGUAGGUUUUGUUGCAAUCAAGGUGCAGGGAGGAGUGGAGAUGUGCUGCUUUAGUCAUAGCUUUUGAAGUUACCAAAAAUGAAAAAAAAAAAAAGUUAAAAAUUUUGAAAUCCUAUCCUGUUCACACUAGAGAGCAUAAAAAGUUACUUUUAGUUGCUUAAAAGAUUUUUAAGUGUUUUAAAAUAGAAAUUUUAAAAUAAUACUACCAAACUAUAAAAACAUAAAAUUAUUUAUAUACAUAUAUUAUAUAAAAAUAUAGUGGGAAAGUUUCCCUGCUAAGCUUGCUGUGAAGAGAAGGGUGAAGGUGCAGUAACUGCUACACAAGCAACAUUUCUCUGAGACAGAUGGCAACCGUAGUGAAGAAGGGCUGACAUAAAAUGGUGAAUGCCUUUGUUCCCAUGGCAUAGCUGUGAGUUUCUUGAGCAGGUUUUUAUUUUACUGUAUCAAUACUGUGAACGGAGAAGCAUCCAAACAGUGCAGGAUGCCAACAGCGUGUCCUGUUUGCUGAUUCACUACUUCAAGUGGCCUGGUGAAAACCAUGAAAUUAGUCCUUCAUACCUUACUAGGCUGAAAACAAAGCUUGUGAAAGGUUUUUAUUUUUUCCUCCUUUAUGUUUGCUUUUCUUUUUGUUUUUGGGGGUUUUUUUUGUUUGUUUUUUUUUGUGCAGAGGUUGCCACUGUAUAAAUGAUCAUUUCUGAUUGCAUGCAAAAGAGCCAAUAUUCUUGCCCAGGCCUCGCUGAGGUGAAGUUUAUAGCUUGUAGCUAGAGUCAGUAUAAGGUAUGGUAGUGGGAAUCAUUUUGAUAUUAUUUCUGUACAUUUAAUGGAUGUGUAUGUAUGUGUGGGAAUCAUGAUGUCUAAUAUUUCUUGAACAGUGCUGAAACCAGUUCAGGCCCAUCCGCACUAGACAGUGGAACCAGUGCUGAAGGAAGCGUUAUUGAACAUUUCUUUCAAGGGUCGACUUCCUGAGUGCAGAUGAGACCAAGGUUCAAGAAAAAAGGGGUUGGAGGUCCUGUACGGUAUGGAGAAACCUCAUGUGUAUUUUCUGACAGUGGUGUAGCUACUUAGAGGUGCUUUCCCUAACAGAAUGAUACUGUGUCCUGUUGCUUCUGCGUUGGUGUGGCUCUUUACGCUUGCACCAAAGCUGUGGAGAAUCAGAUGCCAACUUUCCAAGUGUGAAUGCUUCUGUGAUGGGUUGAGGCACAGCUUUGCAUUCCCACAUCUAGCUGCAUCUUGUUCUGCCAAAACUGUGAUUUCAACUGUGAUUUAAGGAGGAUGUGAAGAGAACUCUUGUUUUAAUACCUCUGUACGUAAAAUUUUUGUCUGCUUUAGAGUUAGGGCUUACUAACCUAUUUGAUUUCUUGCCUCAGGCAACAAGGAGAACACACUCUGGUUUUACAGUUUGCUUUCUUGGAGGUGGACAUAUUUCUUAGUUCUUUGCUGUCAAAGAACUCACCUCCCAAAUGUGAAGAGUUGUGGUUAUCUCCUUAAGCCUGCAGCAAGCCCUGGUGCCAAGUGUCAGCCAAGUGACAUGAUGGUUGCCACGGCUGUUCCCUGCUGCUGCCAGGUUACCUGUGAAUAGCUGUGAAAAUAGCAAGAAUUGUGUUAAUACUGUGUUGCUGCUUUGGAGAAAAGCUAAACCUCUUUGUCUCAGGAGGAUGACUGAUGUGAUGCUGGGAAAAGGAGAAGGCCAAAAUGCAGUGAGAGGAUGUGAGAACAAAUUGUGCUUUGUAUUUCCAGCAGCUAGAGAGGGAUGAAUGAGAGGCUUUGUGGAAUGUGAAUUUGUUGCAGGAGGCUGAGGACAUGCUUAGAGCUAACUUAGUAAGAUGCAGGAUAGCCUGGUGAGAGCCAGAGCAGCCAGUGCAAAUGGGCAGUCCCUCCUCAUCCUCUCAGCAUUAUCCACCAUCAGGUUCAGUCCUUGGACUUUCCUACAUCUUCUCUACAAUAUCCUCAAGCUGUGACCUGUAUAGUUUAGUUUGGGUGCUGGGAAGAACAGAAAGCAUGUUGUAUCUCUGCUGCUGUUUUAAACCCAGAGAGGUCGGCAGCGACUGACCCCGUUCCCAUCUGACAGCUACACAGAGCUGGAAUAGCACUGGGAACAAGCUGAAAGGCAUCAUGGGGCUGGCUCAGCACACAGGGCACAGAGCCAGGAUUUCAGCCCUCUGUGAGCUCAAGGUUGAAGUACAUGGACAGGACAGCUCUCCCUGCUUGUCCUGCUCUCAUUUUGUGACAGCUCUGUGGCUGCGUUUCCGUCCCACACCUCUGCAGCAGGAAUGUCACUUAACUGUGGGAUGCCCACUUCAGGAAGUGAUUCCAAGCAGUUUGCUUUUGGAGUAGAGUCCCUGCCACUUUUGGGUGAUGCAGCCCUAACAAGGCCUUUGCAAGAGCAGAGUUGUCAGCUUUUAUUUGCUGCUGACUUCAUCUCUCCUGCAGAAUCCAACAUAUAAAUAGGAAGACAGCUGCAAAGGUGCAGCUGGUUAAACUGAUUUGGGUGGAAGGUGGUGUGGGAGGUAGAUAGGAUCAUGCUUCUUGAAAACUAACAAAAAACAGCCCUUAAAAUUAUUUAAAUUUUAGAAAACUCUCCUCUUUGAUCCAUGAUAUGCCUGCCAGUUUAGCUGUGUCAGCAUCCAAAUGUUUCUGCAGAAUAGUGACAUGAAAUGCUGUUCAGGCUGUCCUGGAAAUAUUUUGGAGAUGGGAAAAGUCCCUGCCCAUGGCAAGACAGUUGGACUAGAUGGCCUCUAAAGGUCCCUUCCAACCCAUGCUGUUCUAUAAGUCAAGAAGCUAUAAUUCAAGGAGACUUUUUGCCAGGGUCUGGGCUCUGAGUUUUCCCUAGGAGCUGAGUCUGUGGCCAGGACUGCCUGGGAUCCACUGCCACAGCAAAAUAAUAGUGGUGAGCAUUGCUCCUGUCACAAGGUGAGAGCCAUGCACAGAGUUUUGAUAUCUGCAGUUAAAGGGCCUAAAGAGGAGCUCAGAAUCCUUAUUUCAAUCACUGUCAUUCAAAGGAUAUUUUAAAAUAAAAUACAUAUGUACCUGUGUAUGUAUAUGUGUAUAUAUAUUUAUAUAUAUAUAUUUGUAACCAAAUAGAAGUUAGAACUAUGCAAACAAUACUGGCUGCUUCUUGAAACUACCAGAACAUUUUGGAAUAGAGUAGAUUUGGAGUAGACUUGCUGUGGAGGUUUUUUAUUUGUUUUUGUUCUGUUUUAUAAUCAGUAAAAUGCAGCAGACCAAAGUUUUGCUGCAGUUAAUCUUACUAGAAAUGUAGGUUAUUCUUAACCUGAAACCCACUCAAGUGGGUUAUAAAAUUAUCUGAAGAGUCCUACCAUCUCUAAAAUAUUUCCAUCUGCUGAAAGGCUUUGGCUUGGCAAACAUAGAAAAACACAGAGGCUGUGAACUAGGAGAGAUUGAGUGUGAUGUUUGGGCUGAUGGAAUCAAGAAAGGACUGGGAGCAUUUACUUUUGGAUGUAGGAUUGAGUUGGUUUCAAGGAAUCUUCCUCCUUGGGAAAAUAUCCAUUGCUGAGAUGGAGGCAGUGAUCAGAGCAUCCCUGGGGUGAAUUCUGCUUUUGAUGGAGGUAUUAGAAAGCUUCCUGCUGAAUCUGAUGGUACAAGAGUUUAGGCUGCUGGGAGAAAUUCCACAUGAUGUCUGCCAUUUCUUUGUGUCUGAUCUUUGCUUUUAGGAUUAACUGCAAUGUAUCUGUAACUUUCAGUGAGCUUUGGCUUUUUAUUCCUGGAACUGUAGACAAUUCAGGUUUCCCAUAACAUUAUCCUCAUCCCAACUGUGAACAAGUUACUACUGCUUCUUAUAAUUUAUUGUCUUUCUGUUCCUGAAUGUCUGUGUGAUCCAGCUGGUCACCAGCACCACCUUCCAGUGCUUCAUUAGCUUUUAUGCACAGGGAAUUGUUGCAAUGGAUAAGUUGACCAUGCUAGUUGGAAGAGUAGAAGCUUUUGGAGAAUGACUUUUGCUUCCUCUAGCUGUCAUUAGGGAGUGCACACACACAUACCUGUAUAUACAUAUAUAGAAACAAAUAUAAUGUGUUUCAAUAUAAACUCAUUUAGCAUUAUUCUUAUUUAAUUUAUAUUUUAAUCUAGUUGUAAACCAAAGUAUUACAGCUUGUGAAAUUAUGUCUCUCGGAAAUAGGAGGAACCUUUCUUAGGUGGGAAUUCUGAAAGGUCUUUGGUGACAAAAACAUGGAUAGGAGUAAGACUUCAGAACUUGUGCUGCUGGUGAGUUGCAGCCUUGAAAGGAUUUGAAACUUGCUGAGUAAAGUUGGAUGGUAGGACCUUCUGAAGGUGUUCUUCAUGAUCCUUAACAGUUUUGUUGUAAAACAAGGACGUUCUGGCAAAGCCAGAAAUAAAAGGGGAGAAAACAAAAAAUCAGACUGUGACCUGGCACAGCCGGGAGCUGGGGAGGAAACCACAAAACCAGCCACUGAUGUAUUUAGUGUCUAAUUUAAAGUUUUAGGAAAUGAGCCAUUGCUAUUUAGUGGUGUCUAGAAGUGGUUGGGGGUUUGUUAAUAACUUCUGUGAAGGCACGUGUUCUGCUGUCACCAAUGGGAAGAGAUACUGAGUUCCAAGAUAAGAUCUUGCUGGUUUUUCUGUGCCAGGGAGUAAUUACCUUUCUGAGGAAUUGGCAAGUGCUAAGAACAAAUUCACCUCUAACAUGUCCCACAGGCUUGGCAGCAGCUCUGCUUCCUCUGAAGAGAGCUGAAAUAAGGAGAGAGCUUAUCUGUUUCCAGCCCUGGCUGGCGCUGGUGGCACUGGAACCACACAGGGGAAUGGGCAGAAAGGUGGAACAGCAGCAAAGCAUCACUGGGAAGAGGCAGUGCAUGUAGCUGGCAUGCCAUGGAUGCUGUGGGCAGGGAAAUGCUGGGCUUAGAACCUGCACAGGGGCAGGAGCAUGCAGGAGAUGCUGCUGCCUUGUGAGACAGCUGUCCAAAGAUGCCUAUUCUGGCACAUGACAGCUGAGCAGCACCAGUGUUUUCCUUGCUGGACUGUGAAUAGUAAGAAGGAAAAGGGAUCGUUCAGUCCCCUGUGGGGGCAAGAUUUGCUGUGAGCAUUUCAAAAAUGCCAUUGGAAGGAACUGAAGGGUGGCAAGUGAAGGGUGGAAAGGGCAGUACUAGACUUCAAAGUGCCAUUUUUUGAGUUUUCUAGCAAGUGUUGAAGACUGAAGUUUGGUUUUGUUUCAGUGCUUUCUCCUUUACCUACAUAAUUUUUCCUAUUUAAACUCCACAGCUCAGGGAAGGGUGCAGAGAAGAUGGAGCCAGACCCUUCCUGGAGGCACACGGUGGAAGGAGGAGCAGCAGUAGGCAGCAGUUUAUACAAGGGAAAAUCAGGUUAGGUAUGAUAAGACAUUAUCUCACCAUGAGUACAGUCAAACAGCAUUGGAUCAGGUUGUCCAGAGAGGCUGGGAAAUCUCCAUCACGGAGAGUGCAGCCUCCAAGUUCCUGUUUCCAUUAGACUGCGCCAAGCUGUAUUUUUGUUAUCUUUUUUUUAGUUUUAUCAUAUAAAAUUGGCAGCUUUACUGGCCUUCCUAGUUUGUAUCAGUUAAGCUUUUGAAACAUGUUCAGGUAUUUUUAAAUACUGCUGUGUAAGUUCCUUGUUUAAUCUGACAUACUCUGAUUUAUUAUUUUACUGCAGUUACCUAAGGCAGUACUUAAAAAAAUCAGUGCAUUAAUUUUUUUGCAGACUUUCAGCUUAGUUUUUGAUAAUGUACCUAACACCCUUCCCCUCAGAUCUAUGGUGAAAUGGCUGCAUUAUUUUUAUACUGCAGUGAGGCUUAUUUAUUUAAACUUUCCAAUUACCUUUGCAGUCAUACCCAAUAUCAUUGGCUAUGAAACUGUGAAACUAAUGAGAAAUGAAAAAUUAAGUUAGAUUGAUUCAUUUACUGCUGGACAAAAAAUACAGAAAGUGGCAGUAUAAAAAGAUAAAAUACAGUUUAAAUUAGUUACUCAAAUCACAGAAUGGUUUGGGUUGGAAGGGACCUUAAAGCUCAUGCUAUUCCAACCCCCCUGCCAUGGGCAGGGAUGUCUUCUGCUAGAAUUCCAAUAGAAGUUACCGAGUCCAGGGCAGGGGGAGGAGUCACAAAACCAGUCUGAGAGAAACAAAUUUUAACUUGAUGAUGCCAAUUGAUUGGUUCCCCAUUUGGUCAAGUUUUAAAAGCUGUUUCUUGAGGUUUCCCUGGCUCAUUCAUCUACAUGUCUUGGGCAUUGGUUUGAUAGGGGGGUUUGUGCCUCCGAGAGUGUUUUCUGAGAGUUUACAUGUCUAAAGAACCUCUCUGAAUUACUGUGAAGCUUUCCUUGAAUCCUUCCUUGCUGUGCAUUGGUAACUGAACACAGCUCUUGCCUGCAAGAGGCCAGUGGGACAAGGGUGGCAGCAGUGGGUGACACUAAUGAGAAGUGGACAGUGCAAUUCUUGGGCUGACAGAUUGGAUUUUGGGAAGGAGCAUGAAGCGCCAGCCCCACUGUGGCUGUCCCCAGCCCCAGGGCAUUCUUUCAGUCCAUGUUUGUUUGCAGGGGCUGUUUACAGAGCAGCCUGGAUCUCCACCAGAGAUGCAGGGUGUAGGUGGCAUGCAGGCACUUUUCUGAUGUGUUAGAAGAUUUCCUAAGCCAGGGUUGUGCUGUUGGGGGAAGCACCCUGGGUGGCAUUGAGAGUAGAAUUUUGUCAUACCCUUUACUUAAAGCUAAUUCCUUGGGCUUCCCCUCUAAGGCACUGGCCUGGGCAGAAAGCUGACACCAGACAGCUUCCAGGGCUGUGCUGGCACAGGGCAAGUGCCAGGAAGGAAUAUUGGGAAGGGAGAGAGGAGUGGUGUUGUUCAAAUCAGCCAUGGUUCUUUUGUGUUGGUGGGUAACAUGGCUGACAUUUAGGACAGGCAAGAGCAAUCCUGAGUGGCAAACCAGACCUUUGUGAAUAAGGUCUUUUAGAGGCUGAAUGAGGAGGAGAAUAACAUGCACCUGUGUGUUCUUGCAGUAACACAUUCCUCACCUCGUGCCCCGCACUUGCAGGGAGAGUUAGCGAAGGAUGAGAAGACUGGAUCAGAUGGUAAUUCAUGAAAUGGAAGCAAGGUAUUCAAAGCACUGCUUUAGUCUGAAAAGGGAAGGGAAUGAAUGCAGUUUUCCCAAGCCUUUAGUGUGUUGAACACUAGCUGAAGCUCCCAUGAGCUGUGUCCCCAUUGUCCCCAGAGCUCCCCUCAUUUCCCUGGUGUCACCCCACCUUUCCUGCACAACACUGUGAAUAUGAUAUCUGUAGCUCUUUUUAAAACUUUGGUUUUUUUCCAUUAAAACUGCUCAGAGCAGGAAAUGCUGUCCUACUGCAGGAGCAGACAAGAUAUGACCCCCAAACAGGGCAUGGAUAGUUGAGUAGUGGGAGAGAGAAUAUUAAGAGUUAACAAGGGAAGUGGCUUUGUAUAGCAAUUUGCUAAUCAAAUUUCAUCUUGUAACAAACUUAACUGACAAUCAAUUUCUAAAAUACAAAAGCCUCUUAGAGGAAAUAGUCAAGUAUAUCUUCACCAGAAAGAUUUAACUGGGAUAACUUAAUAAAGAGCACAGGAUUUUUUUCCUCUUUUUUUUUUCUUUUUUUUUUUUUUUUGAGCAAUCACUCCAGAAAUGGAGUCUCAUUAAGCAGCAGCGUAUUCACAGGACAGUAACUACCUCUCUCUCUUGGAGUGCUGAGGUUACCACACUACACACUCUAGCAGCAAAGCUUUCACUUUAAAGAGAUUUGUUUUCCUUACCUCUGUUUCAGAAAUGCAAGUCUGUUUUGUAAAGUGACUCUAAUGAAAAUGGCAUCUGGCAGGAGCAAUGGGAGUCCCUUGGGGUCCACAGUCCUUCUUGGCCUCCAGUUCCAUACUGUGACCCUAUGCAGGUUGGCCAUGGGGCUGUGACAGUUCAGGGGGACUUUGUCACCUCCUGUGUGCUGCAUGACAGUGAACUGUCCCCUGGGCCGGAGCUGUGAGAUCACAUUCCUGCACUGGGAAAUCAGUUAAUGGUGGCAAAGGUAAAGGAGAAUCCAUCUCCCUCCUGCCUCCAAGGCAGCAGGCAGCAGUUAAAAAAAAAAAAAAAGCAAUAAGAUAAAAUACAAACACUUUUAUACGUUGUUCAUUAGUCAGCAGAUCUGACUCUGCAAAUUUAUAUAUAUAUAUACACAUACAGAGAGCAAAUCUCUCAUGUGAAAAAGGUGCCAUUUUUUUUCUAAACAGUCCCUUUCCAAACUAGAACAGCACUUUAAAUAGGUUCCUCUUUAAAAAAAAAAAUUAAAAAAUAAAAAAAAAAAAAGAAAAAGCAAACCCUUUUCUGCCGCAAUGCACUUUAACUUGUCAGACGAGUACAGCUGUGGCUGGCUGGGGACACAGCUGUACAGGCAGGCAGCUCCUGGGCAGCCACAGCUCGGGGGGAGCAAUGCUGCCACAGCCUGGCCAUGGCAGCUCUACCUCCAGCAGCCCCCCGGGUGUCACGGCCCCGCGCUGCCCGGAGCGGCCCCGCCGGGGCUGCUGGCUGUUAGGAGACUUUGGAAUCUUUCAAGAGAAACCCACCCUUGCCUGUCAAGAAAAUUGAAACCCCGUUUUUUAACAGGUCAGAAGUUGCACCCGGUUACAGCCCAGCUGGCAGCCCAGGGCUGAGCUGAGCUGAGCAGCAAAGCCAGGAGAAAGCUGUCGCUGGGGUUGUGGGCUUUUUCCAUAACAUGAAUAUGGAGCCCUCAUCAGUUCUGUUCGUUUUUUUGUUUUUUUUUCUUUUUUAAUCCAAGUUUGUGUGUCCCACAUUGAUUCUGCUCUGAGCUGGUUUGCAGAGUAACCAUUUGUAACAGAAAUUGUGCUGUCACCUUCAACUAGUGACCUAUAAAUCAAACCUUUUUAGGACAGGUGUCCUAACACUCAAGACUUACUUUUCACAGUUAAGAAAUUUCCUGCUGUACUAAUUAUUCUUUUGGUUUUAUUAUUUUAUUUUAUUUUUGGUUGCAGUCCUUAUUUCAAGAAAAAAAAGUCAGUGUUCAGACUAGUCUGGAGUAGGCUGAAGAGUAAGCCUGCUGUAACUUGUGGAUAUCAGACUGUUCUUCAGUGAUUUUCCAAGCUGUUUCCAAACUGGCCCUCCAUGACUGCUUCUCUUCCUCUUCCAGCAGGCUCUGGCAAACAGAAGCUCCAUGGCCACUGUGUCCAGGGACAGCCAGCACUGCUGGAGGGGGUGGGCAGGGGAACCAGAGUUGGGAAAGGGGGAAAUAAAACCAAGGUAGAGGGGACUGUACAAUUGCAUUGAAAGCAGUUUAGCAAAAAGCGCUCUCGUUGGACAGCUUUAAGAACAAUGUGAAUGAGAACUUAGCAACUUGGGUAAGAAUCUUGGAAAAUUCUAUAAAUGUAUACUUGAAAUUCUGUUUGUAUUAAAAAAAUGCAUUUUCUUCUUUCUUUUAACACUGUGUAAAAGAACAUUAUGCAUGUGAGUGGUUUGAGAAUUAAAUGGUUUAAUACUCA
This is a messenger RNA of Passer domesticus (house sparrow), 14862 nucleotides long. It is a transcript of the gene ZBTB37, whose product is annotated as zinc finger and BTB domain containing 37. The transcript has 4 exons. Gene Ontology annotation, biological process: regulation of transcription by RNA polymerase II. Bases 1685 to 3196 code for a protein of 503 amino acids. The record is from RefSeq and is a predicted model, not a curated record. Gene Ontology annotation, molecular function: DNA-binding transcription factor activity, RNA polymerase II-specific; protein binding; RNA polymerase II cis-regulatory region sequence-specific DNA binding. NCBI's taxonomy places the organism in Eukaryota, Metazoa, Chordata, Aves, Passeriformes, Passeridae.